AUGGGAUAAGAUUAUGUUCUAUGCUUGUGCUAAGGCCAUGAGGAAUUCAAUGAUCUUAUUAACAAUGAAUAUGAAGAUGAAAAUUAAAAUUAAAAUGAAGAUGAAAAUUAAAAUUAAAAUUAAAAUGAAUAGCAAGUUGAAAAUGAAAAAAUAUAUUAAGAUUAAGAUUAUGAUGAAAUACAGUAAAUUGAUGAGGAAGAGAGUGGUCCUAUAAAUCAUAGUUAUCAAAUUUCACAAGAAGAUCAAAUUUUUAGUGAAGAAAUUGAGAAAUAAAAGAAUAAUAAUAUAAAUUACAAUAAUAAGAAAAAAUAAGAAAUUAUAGAAGAGGAAGAAUCAGAUUGCAUUGAAGAAUAAUUAACAACUUAAAAAAAUAAAUAAUUAAAUUAAAAUAAUAUGGACGAAGAUUAUAAUGAAGAUGAUGAAAUAAAUAAAAAUGAACAAUAAUUUUCAGUUUAUAUUGGAUAAAAUCAUUUAAAAAAUGAUAAAAAUGUAAAAAACUAGAAUAUUUUUAAUAGAGCUCUCUAUAAUCAAUUAUAAUCACAUGUUAUAUUACAAUAAAUGACAUAAAUUAAGAGUAGCUGCUUUUGUUUUUAUUGUGAACAGUAUUAAAUUAUAAAUUUGCUCUCUAAAAAUCAAAAAAAUAUGAAAAUUUUUAAUUUCUAACUAAGUUUAUGUCCAUCAUUCGAAAUUUAGCUAAAAAAAAAUUUAGAUUAUUUUGACCUAAAAAGUAAACAGAAUUUACUUGAAAUUGGAUUUUGUUCUUAUGUUGAAAUAAACUAAAAUCAAAUUAAAUUAGUAUGCGAUUAACUUGAAAAUAAUAUGGGAAGUAUAAAUACUAUUUGCCUAUAAACUUCUAAUACUAUUUAAAAAUAACAAUUUUAUAAAUUGAGUAGGCUUGUCAAUUUUUCAAGUCUUGAAUAUUGA
Molecule: messenger RNA, 924 nt
Organism: Tetrahymena thermophila SB210
Lineage: Eukaryota; Ciliophora; Oligohymenophorea; Hymenostomatida; Tetrahymenidae
Exons: 1
Source: RefSeq, a predicted model, not a curated record